Messenger RNA from Xenopus laevis (African clawed frog), 544 nucleotides. RefSeq names its product serine/threonine-protein kinase mig-15-like. Bases 95 to 541 code for a protein of 148 amino acids. The record is from RefSeq and is a predicted model, not a curated record. Lineage: Eukaryota; Metazoa; Chordata; Amphibia; Anura; Pipidae. The transcript is spliced from 6 exons.
UUUUGGCGUUUGGAAAAACCAUCUUCCUUUGACGUCAGCUGAUAUCAUCUUUUUAACCCAACAGCUCUUUUAAGAGCUAAAAAACUUGGGCGCAAUGCUAUUCUGCGCCCCCUGGAGGAAGCCACAGGCGGAAUCCAGAUCCCUCUCCGAGAUUUAUAAGCCUCCUGAUGGUCGGCUGACCAAGGAUGUGCUUCUUGGAGAAGGCGGCACCGGAGACGUCUACAAGGGACGACACCAUCGAAGAGGCGUGGUAGCGGUGAAGAUCGCCAACAUCAGCCGAGAUGAAGAGUCAGUCAUGAGGGAGCUGAAGUUUCUCCAGCAGUUCGGAGGCCACAAGAACAUCGCCUCUUACUAUGGAGCUUACUACAGGGCUCCACUCACGGAGUGCUCAUCGGAGCACUUGGAAAUUGUUCUCGAGUACUGUGGUGGCGGCUCUCUCCACACCCUCAUCAGCAGGACCAAUGGGCAAAUCCCUGAAGGAGACCUGGAUUGGCUAUGUCUGCAAGGAGGUUUUAAAGGUAAGGCCAGAUUUACCCCUUAAAGA